AUGCAGCCACUUACUCUCUUGGUUCUGCUUUUUGCAAGCACAUCUUUUGCAGCAACCACCACCACCACUUCAGCAGCAAAGGCCGCUUCGCAAGCAGCAGCUGUGAAAAUUGCUACACCCAAGGUUCUCAAACCUGCAACUCCACCUACCGCAAAUGAUGUAAAAAACUCACUUAACAACUGGGCCACAUCUGUCAAUACUGUCAAUGAAUAUCGUAUGUCUCUCCUUCUCACUCUAGAAUUCUACCUAUCCAAUCUAACCACACUCACAGUCGACGACCCCAACAACUCCACCAAACUCAAGACCGCCAUCGCCUUUGCCAAAGAUGAACCCGUUCAACUUGCCACCCUGAUGAAAACUCCCAACCUCUCUCCAGACGGUAUCAAAUCCGCCAAAGUCCUCAUGGCCAAUUUUCCCUCCAUCGUCUCCAAUCUGCAAAACGUGUAUACAGGAGUCAUGACCACGCAAGAUGCGACCAUGGCUGUAAAUUUCAAUCGAUGCUGCACCGUGCUCCCAAACAUUGGGAGUCUCUGGACUGCAGCUACGAAUGCGAGUAAGGUGCAAGAGAGCCCGCCUCCAAAUCUAGAAGCGCAAUGUGGAAUGAUGAAUUGUAAUGUGGGAGUUAGUGGAGCGCAGACUCAGGCGAUGUCGAAUGUGACGGGGUCGGCGAUGGCGUCGGGUCUUGCUCGGGUGAGAUGA
Molecule: messenger RNA, 699 nt
Organism: Botrytis fragariae
Lineage: Eukaryota; Fungi; Ascomycota; Leotiomycetes; Helotiales; Sclerotiniaceae
Exons: 1
Coding region: 1-699 (232 amino acids)
Source: RefSeq, a predicted model, not a curated record